AUGGGCAAGGACCAGACGGCUAAAGAUCCGCCCAAGGAAGGGCUAGGAGAUAUUCUUUUCGACCCAAAAGAGAAGGCAAAGGUUGAUAUUGUCUUCGUACAUGGCCUAGGUGGCGGUAGAACGGAAACAUGGACCUGGAAGAAUCAGUACCGCACACAGUUUUGGCCGCAAACCCUCCUACCCAAGGACUGCCCCACGGCAAGAAUCAUGUCAUUCGGGUACAAUGAAGAUUUUGCACAUUUCUACCCACAAAGUCCGAAAACCGUAGCGCCAGAGUUUACGAUCGAUAACUACUCGAGUUCCCUCUUGCAGGCUUUAGCCGGGCUCAGAGAAAAAUCAGAUACAGCAACCCGUCCGAUAAUCUUCGUGGCACAUAGCUUAGGCGGCCUCGUCGUCGCAAACGCCCUCGCCCGGCCUCAAGGCACAGAGCAGGCUGCGAAGGAAAUCUCUGAUCGCACUGUCGGUACUGUCUUUCUUGGGACCCCGUUCGAAGGAUCCUCCAUCGCCAAGUACGGGCAUGCAGCACUCGGGUUCUUGUCUCAUUUUACGUCAACCCAGACUGCAAACUUGGAAGCUCUCCAGAAACGCUCUGAAAAGCUCACAGCUAUUACCCAUUUGUUUGCGAAGUUCCUAAAGGAACGAGACCGGUCGCCAACACUACCAUACUUGGAGGUUGCUUGCUUCUUCGAAGACCGGCCGCUGUAUAAGGGGCCUAUAAAGAUCGGCAUCAUAGUUCCAAAGGAGUCAGCGAGUUGGCUUGGGGUUGACGCAAUAUCGAUUCCCAAAGACCAUCAAGAGAUGUGCAGAUUCGAAGAUGAGGAUGGAUCUGACUACAAGAGUGUUGCUGCGAAACUACGGCAGUUUAUCGCGGACAGUGAGAAGCCGAGGGAGGCUGGAAAGGGAGGCUUGCUGGGAGCCAAUGCACAGUCAAUUGGGGUGUACCAAGGCAACGUCGACAUGCGGGGCGCUCAAAACCACGGCGGAAUCAUGACCGGGAAUCUACAAACUGAUGCCCAGAAUGGCAUAACGCUUACUGGCAGUGUCAAUCACUACGGUCCUGGCUCAAAGCCGUCAGCUUAG
Messenger RNA from Xylaria bambusicola, 1080 nucleotides. RefSeq names its product Alpha/Beta hydrolase protein. The record is from RefSeq and is a predicted model, not a curated record. Lineage: Eukaryota; Fungi; Ascomycota; Sordariomycetes; Xylariales; Xylariaceae. The coding region runs from base 1 to 1080 and encodes 359 amino acids. The transcript is spliced from 7 exons.